AUGGCUUUGUGCGUUGUCAUAUGUCCUCGAGUGCAAGCCCAAUUCCAACCCGGCCGCGAAUGCUUCUGCAGAGCCGAUGAAGCAGUCGAUGAUUGCGGAUGCACAGAGGACAGCGUUGAUCAUUUCAAUAACUACAAAGUGAUCCCUAUACUGCAGAAGCUCCUAUCUCGAGAUUUCUUCAGAUUUUAUAAGGUGAAUAUGGAAAAAAUGUGUCCAUUUUGGCCGGAUGAUCGUCAGUGCGCGAGUAAAGAGUGCGGAAUUGGCUAUUGUGACGAUGAAGUUCCAUGGGCUCUAAAGCAGCCGGCGAGCAUUUCAGUGGUUCGUUUAGCGCCCAAUCGAACUUCUUCGUCGGCAAAAAAACAUUCUGCUGUUCCUCAGAUUGGCGGAAGCGACACAGGUUGCGAGGAGGAAAGCAAUACGUUUGAUCCACUGGAUACAACGCUCACCGAGGGCGACCGGCGACAGCUCAGCGAUAUGGACUGGCAUGACGAGAAUGAGGACAAAUUUUGCGAUUACGAAGGUAAUGAAAUUCCAGUUCGAUUUUGA
Messenger RNA from Gongylonema pulchrum, 546 nucleotides. NCBI's taxonomy places the organism in Eukaryota, Metazoa, Nematoda, Chromadorea, Rhabditida, Gongylonematidae. The record is from the annotation of a GenBank genome assembly.